UACUAUACUUGCAGGCACCAACUGUAGCCUGUACUGUGUAGCUAGCUGUGGUCGUGAAAGUGCAUGGGCCAUGACCGAACUGCUCUCCGAUGAUCUAUUUUUCGCUUGCAAAUGAUCUGCCGUAGUCCAAUGGCGCUUUCUUCAAACUUCAUUCCACGUGCCGUUACGGAGGGUUCCUAUGCCUUCGCCCAUUGAUGUGGGGGAAGAAGAUCUGGACCAGUUGCCUUUGGUUCUUUGCUCGUAGUUUCAGUGAAACUCCUGCAGUAGUAUGAACGGAGUCGGAUACGGUGCUGGAGAAUCAGCUUCGGCUGCGAAUCAAGGUUUGGCGUCAGCUGGUGCUCCUACUAGCUCCGCAUCUACUGUGGAUGAUCCGUCAGGCCUCCGACAAGCUCAAGCCUCUGGUGCAGUUGCUGGCGGGAGGGCGUUUCGUGAUCCUGCCGAGGCUCCCCUCCGUGCUUUGACUGUGGAUUUGAUAAAAACGUACAAACAUAUCAACGAUGUGUACUAUACGAAGAGAAAACGUCGGGCACAGCAACAAAUCACCAGUGUACCACCGACUUCAGGAACAGAAGACAGCUCUCGACGAUCGGAGCGGCGUCUUAACAACGAUGGAUACGAUGACGAGAACUUUGAUUACAUAAUUAAGCCUGGAGAGAGAUGGCAUGAUCGCUACGAGAUUGAUUCUCUAAUUGGCAAGGGAUCAUUUGGGCAAGUUGCCAAGGCCUACGAUAGUGAGGAGUCUGAGUAUGUAGCAAUUAAAAUCAUCAAGAAUAAGAAACCGUUCUAUAACCAGGCCCUGGUAGAACUUCGACUACUGGAAAUGAUGAACCGAUAUGACCCCGAGCAGAAGUACUAUAUUGUACGACUGAAACGCCACUUCAUGUUCCGUAACCAUCUGUGUCUCGUGUUCGAACUGUUGAGCUACAACCUGUUUGAUUUGCUGCGGAAUACGAAUUUCCGAGGCGUAUCACUUAACCUGACGCGGAAGUUUGCUCACCAGUUGAUCACAGCACUGCUGUUCCUGUCGACACCGGAGAUGCAAGUCAUUCAUUGCGAUCUCAAGCCGGAGAAUAUUCUACUGUGUAAUCCAAAGCGCUCUGGGAUUAAAAUUGUGGAUUUCGGCAGCUCCUGUCAGCUGGGUCAGCGCGUAUACCAGUAUAUCCAGUCGCGGUUUUACCGCUCCCCGGAAGUGCUCCUCGGCGUCCAGUACGAUAUGGCGAUUGAUAUGUGGUCGCUUGGCUGUAUACUGGUGGAGAUGCACACUGGGGAACCUCUGUUCAGUGGCCAGAAUGAAGUAGAUCAGCUGUACAAAAUCAUUGAAGUGCUCGGCAUACCCACGCAAUCUUUGCUCGAUCGGGGCACCAAGACUUCCAAGUUCUUUGAGAAGCGUGCCAACGGAACCUGCGAGGUGAAGUCUUCGAAGGAUCUGAAGAAGGACUACAAAGCGCCAGGCUCUCGUCGGUUGCAGGACAUCGUCGGGGCUGAUUGUGGAGGCCCGAAUGGCCGUCGCCUCGGUGAGCCCGGUCACACUCCGGCCGAUUAUUUCCGUUUCCUAGACCUGAUUGGCCGCAUGCUGGAGUAUGAUCCUAAGAAACGCAUUAAGCCACACCAAGCCCUGCAGCAUGAUUUCUUUGCUAUGAAUAGAAGCUCGAAUGGCAGCUCAUCUAGUACUACGACCGGCCCUCUUCCUGUAUCGUCGUCGGCUGAUGACAGCCAUACCAGUGGUAAGGGGUCAGCGUAUCUCUAAUCAACAACUAUUCGUGUUAGCAGUAGUGCCAGAAGAGCUGCUCCAGCGGGAUACGCUGUUGUGCAUGUUGAGAUCCUGUAUUAUUGUGUGUGUGUGUGUGUGUGUGUGUGUGUGUGUGUGCGCGCGUGUGGGUGUGCGUAUUUUACUGUAUUGCUGUAUCAUAAUUUCACAAAUCCGAUCAGCCCUUGGUGGCGUGACUUGCACGAAACGUACCGGCAUCAUGAAAUGCAUAGUAUCAUAUUGAUGUUUACCCUGAAUUAUCCACAUAUCUGUCUUAUACACCGGCAGCCCUUGAUUAUCUAGUAUUGUAUCUUCCCAUUGCUGUUGCCGUUAUUGUAGCUGCUGCUACAGUUACUUGAUCAGGCUCUCUCCUUUUUCUUUACUUGAACUUCAACCGUGCAUGGCCAGCGAGCCCUGUUUGCAUCUUGUUCUCCGGCAUUCUUGGAUUGAUUUUCUGUCUCAGGUUCUUCGUCGAUAUGUGUACGAAUCCUUCUUCGUUCUCCUUCAUAUCUGUUUAUACUCGAUUGUUAGCCAUACACUCCUUUCCCAUUGUCGCUGUUCAAACCAGGACUCUUCCCCAUUGUUAUCUUUUGUAUGUCUUUGUGUUUUGCUAGCUAGUUCCCAGAUUGGUGCUUGAUGGUACCAACGUGUCUUUAGGCCAGAACAUUUAUUUACUUACACAAUCUCUGUUUGUGUGCUCCAUGGUUGUUCAUGUGGCUCUUCAUCCUCCUCGUAUUGUUGAGAUUCGCUGGAAUGUGCCAAACACCUCCAGGUUAACGCA
Molecule: messenger RNA, 2528 nt
Organism: Sycon ciliatum
Lineage: Eukaryota; Metazoa; Porifera; Calcarea; Leucosolenida; Sycettidae
Product: dual specificity tyrosine-phosphorylation-regulated kinase 1B-like
Exons: 1
Coding region: 269-1747 (492 amino acids)
Biological process (GO): positive regulation of DNA-templated transcription; peptidyl-threonine phosphorylation; protein autophosphorylation
Cellular component (GO): nucleus
Molecular function (GO): protein serine/threonine kinase activity; protein serine/threonine/tyrosine kinase activity; transcription coactivator activity
Source: RefSeq, a predicted model, not a curated record